Messenger RNA from Scleropages formosus (Asian bonytongue), 1784 nucleotides. It is a transcript of the gene spon2a, whose product is annotated as spondin 2a, extracellular matrix protein. Bases 143 to 1141 code for a protein of 332 amino acids. The transcript is spliced from 6 exons. NCBI's taxonomy places the organism in Eukaryota, Metazoa, Chordata, Actinopteri, Osteoglossiformes, Osteoglossidae. Gene Ontology annotation, biological process: cell adhesion. The record is from RefSeq and is a predicted model, not a curated record. Gene Ontology annotation, cellular component: extracellular matrix.
GGAGGGAGACACACAGAGGUAGAGAUAGAAGAGGGAGGUUCCGCACUCCGGUAGACAAAGACAGGUCGUGACUCGAGAGACGGAGAAGUUUGCAGCGCUCCCCGGUGGCUCUCCGCACCCUGCCCUCUGCUCAGCGCAGCCGAUGGCACCGCAGUUCUUCUUCCCCGGCUCCCUGCGGCAGCUGCUGGUGGUGCUACUGAAGCUCACGCUGUCCUGCGCCGCUCCCGCUAAGACGACCGAUGGGACGCUGUGUACGGCGCGGGGACCCGCCUCUUACGUCCUGGUGUUCACCGGACACUGGAGCCCGCAGACGUUCCCCAAGCAGUAUCCGCUGUUCCGUCCUCCAGCACAGUGGUCCAAGCUCAUAGCAGUGACGCACAACGCGCAGUUCCGGUUAUGGCAGGAGGGGGCGCCGGCGAGCCAGGGGGCGCAGAGCUUCGCGGAGGAGGGCGUGACGGCGGAGGUGGUGAAGGAGGCACGAGAAGCACGGAAAUGGAGGGCGGUGGGGUCCAUGUACCGCACGCCCGGCAUCCCCACGGGUACUGGCCACAGUUCCACCGAGCUGCUGCUGCAGCCCAGGAACCCCCAGCUCUCCCUCAUGGUGAAGGUCAUUCCCAGCCCAGACUGGUUUGUGGGGAUCGACAGUCUGAACCUCUGCGAGCACAAUGACUGGCGGCAAGAAGUGACCCUCGACCUCCGUCCUUUCGAUGCCGGGACAGACAGCGGUUUCACCUUCUCGUCACCCAACUUCCCCACCAACCCACCAGAAAACAUCACCCAGAUCACCUCUCAGAACCCCAACCACCCAGCCAACUCCUUCUUCUAUCCCCGGCUCUCGGAGCUCCCCCCGUUGGCCACUAUUAGACUUACGCGUCAGGACCGAUCACCCGUCCGUCACAAUUCCUUGUCCAAUCACAUCCAGCCUCAUGACACCACACCUAAGCGGUUCUCUGAAACGCCUCUGGACUGUGAGGUGUCUCUCUGGUCCUCCUGGGGUUUGUGCUUGGGAUCCUGCUCCAAGGGCGGAAUGCGGCACCGCACCCGCUAUAUCCUGCUGCGACCUGCCAACAGUGGCAUCCCCUGCCCCGAGCUGGAGGAGCAGGCCGAAUGUAGGCCACGAAACUGCCCAGAGAAGCACUGAGGCCUGCCUUGCAUCACCAUCUGCAAAGGGGCGCACUGAUUCUAACUGUAUUUUCACAGUGACUAUGUGCUUAGCGCGUCCUUGCAGAGUUAAACCGGUGCACGUUCUCCUGCUAAACAUGCACGCAACACCCACAUCUUCACACUCGCAUUUAGCACGUUGCCGACGAAGGCGAUGCCUCGCACGCACACGUCAAGGAGCACGGAGCCAAGCGCAAACACACACUGAACUUCAUCAGAGGAACAAAUCAAUUUUACAUUCAGCGCAAAACCAUCUAGCUGGUAACCACAGAUAACAGAACACACAGAUGCGCACAAUACACAGCUGUUACUUUGCAGUGACCUCACUGCAUCUGCCCUCUUUCCAAAAAUGACCCCAUCUUGUAAGAUACACAUAACACAUGUUGAUAGAAUUUUAGGAAAAAAAAAAAACUGUAAAAUAAAGGUAGAACAUAUUCUGCCAGUGAGUAAUUGACUAUUGGGACAUUAUACAAUACUGCAUUCUGUUAAUCUUUUCUCCAUUUCCUACCUCUCUCUGAUCUGCUAGAAAGGUUUGAAAUAGAUCCAAACACCCUUCUUUCUUAAAUGCCCUGACAGUAAUUUAUGAUCACUUUUUUGCCUCCAGUUUUUAAGCUUUUUUUUUU